Molecule: messenger RNA, 7714 nt
Organism: Hyalella azteca
Lineage: Eukaryota; Metazoa; Arthropoda; Malacostraca; Amphipoda; Hyalellidae
Product: pecanex-like protein 1
Exons: 18
Coding region: 74-7645 (2523 amino acids)
Biological process (GO): endoplasmic reticulum organization
Cellular component (GO): endoplasmic reticulum; membrane
Source: RefSeq, a predicted model, not a curated record
UAUUUGAUUAUCAAUUGAUAUCAGAGUCAAGUUUUUUCCUGUUUUGAAUUUGUUGUGUUCUCACACAGACGACAUGGGCCAUGAGAACAGCAUCGUGUCUGCCAGAGGAGCGAGAAGAGGACAAUCUGCCGAGGACCUGAGGGAGUUUGAACGAAUGCUGGGCAUCAGGGAAGACCGCCCCAUCACGCCUCCUCACAGUGAGAGCCACUGCAAGUACUGCUACAGCGAAGUACGUCUUGUGGAGGCCGUCAACGAGCAUUGCAACCCCGAACUCUGGAUGCAAGAAGUCAAACGCUGCCCUAAACUAUGUGUUCUAACCCUGGGCGCUGCUGGUGACACUGCCGCAGCUGAGCACACAUCCCCCAGCAUCCUCAAUAUCUUGGAGGACUCGGCACUCCCGUGGGUUAAAGAAAAUGCUGACAGUGAAACUUCCACUCCAUCUGCAGGGUCAUCAGAAUCGUGUGAUACCGGCCAGAAUAAACAAGAAGACAGUCCUUGUAACAAUGACAACUCAGGUGACGGUAGUAGUUCAGUCAAACGAAAAGUAAAGCCUUCAAGUCACGGCGGUGGGCGGCUCUCCAUCAGUCAAGAUCCUCUUGAUGUUCGUGAAAAAACUCCUGCCAUCGCCUCUGCAAGGCUAGGGAUAGAUGAGCAUAAGGUUAGCUCUGCAUUUUCUGACGAUGAAACUGGCGAGCGCUGGUUGGAAAGGUUACGUGAUUUAGCUUCUAGGGCCUCGGAAGCAUCCCAGUUAUCUGACAUGCAGACAAUUCUUCCAGCAAAGUAUCAUGCGCGUUGCCCUCGUGAGAGACCUCACGUGUCCAUUCCUCCUCGACCAGAAAGUCUUCCUGCCUCGAUGGAAUUUCCUGCUUUGUAUCCUAGUGGAACUGGUGCUAUUCCUAAGAAAAGAGAUAAAGAUCUAGAAACUAGUAAAUCUGAGAAAGCUAAACUUGAUGAAGACAAACGACGUAACAAUAUCUGUGAUAUACCACCAUGUGAAGCUAGUGAUUCGUUGUUAGACUACUUCAGUAGAAACACUACUCUUGGUCACUCAGAUAUUAAGAACCUAUUAGUGCUCGUUUGUUUAGAGAAACAAUUAACAAACACAAGUAGUUCAUUUUCAUCUCUUAACGACGGUCCUUCAGAAAUGUUGCGGACUCUAACCCCGGAAAUUUUACAAACGCUCUCUGCCUAUCGUAAGUUCUGUGGCCUGCAGCCAGCGUCGUCAUCUCCCGAAAUCUUAUCAAAUAAAGACAGCAGCGGCAAACUGCACCGCAAACCUGCCAUCCGGCGAAGGAAAUACGAUGGAAGCCCGUCUGCUGGGUCCAUAGACAAGCAAGAUCAGUGCUCCGCAUCUCCUGGCGACUCUGAGAAGUCUCAAGUAACUCUCAGGGACCAGGAGGGCAACCUCGGAGCGUCAAUGCCCUAUGGCCUCGACGACAGCAGCGGCCUGUCGGAGUCGCCUGGUGAUACAGAAAAUACUUCAGUUUUUCGUGCAGCUUAUGACGAUGGCGAGCUCGAAGAGCCCCUGGCUGUGAGCGGCUGUUCAACGCCGACCGACGAAACCAUCAAGAGCCAUGAAACUGAGAGCCCCUUUGGGGCUUGUCAUGAAGCUUCACUUGAGAGCUCGUCCUCUUCUUCUGGCUCUGGGCUGACUUUGGUGUUAGACCCUAAACCUGAUGUGGGUUCUUCAGGAAAGGACGGUUCUAGGACAGUGGUUGACCGCAGUUUGGUUCGAGCUAGAGGAAGAAAAACUCGUGCUGCUAUUCCAGUUAUUGGUGAUAGUUCUACUGACGGUCCCGACAGCUUGAGUAAUUCUGAUGGCCCAAUCAGCAACUGUACCGACACGAGCAAAAAAUCUGAAGAUGAUAGUUUGGCAGCCAGUAGAUUUGCAGUGCAGAACAAUCACCCGCUCUUCCGGGGUGAUUUGGAAGACACGAAUUUGUUUUCUCGACCUCGUGCCCAGAGAAUUUGUCUCUCGACCCCCCGUGGUCGUAGUGUUGAGCUGCCUCUCAUGCCCUUAUCUUCCCCUUAUCGCUUGAACGUGACAAGCCUCAGCAACGCCUUACAAAUAGCAGCUGUUAAUUCCUCCAGUGGCACGCAGCCUGUCGAGGAUGUAGCCAUUGUCAGCAGUACGGUUGCUCCUGUUAGGUCUUCUUCUAAUUCACAUUUGGCUUGUAACUCAAUCUGCUAUAUUGAUGAGCCUACUGAAGAUGCCUCUUGCCCUGCCCCUUACGUCCCAUAUUCUAUGAUCAACAAACCAACAAAUUACAAACAUUAUCACAACCUCCGCAUAGGUCCUAAAAAAUAUAUCAAGGUUGCUCUUGACAGGUUAACCCUCCUGGCGCUUCUCGACAAGAACCUUUCGAUAAUCGAAACGAUCUUCACCGUAUUGCUCAUUCUGGCUGUAGGUAUCUUAGGCUGUUGCAUUCUUCACUUGUGUAUUUAUAAGGAACUAGAGGUACUUAUUUUUUGUAUUGUGAUGGCCAGCUGUCAGUAUUCCUUAUUCAAGAGCGUGCAACCUGAUGCCGCGUCUCCAGUCCAUGGCUACAAUCACAUCAUACGUUUCAGUCGCCCCAUCUACUUCAUUAUCUGCAGCAGCUGCGUAUUGGCUCUACACGCGCUCACUUCCGAUCCCGAAUAUUCGUUGCCAAGUUUUGAGCUCUAUGGAGCAAACGUAUUCAGCCCCUUUGUAGUGGAUAAGUGUUUACAGAUAUUCAUGUUGUUUCUGCUAUGCUUUCCGCUGUUAUUCAGUCUAGGGUUGUUGCCCCAAAUCAAUACAUUUUCCAUGUACUUCUUAGAGCAGCUUGAUAUUCACAUGUUCGGCGGUAGUGCCACGACUAGCCUCGCCGGUGCCAUUUACUGCAUUUCUCGAAGCCUCCUUGCCGUAGCAAUCCUCGUAGGCUUUGCAUAUGGCGGCCUACAGUCCAGCAGCGCCGCGGCAUAUCCUGAAAACCCAACAGAUGUCACAAACCGGCAACAGGACAGCGGUCAGCUAGUGCUAUACUCUCUGUUUUGUGCGCUGCUGCUCGCUAUCAGCUAUCAUCUGAGCAGGAGCAGUUCUGAUUAUGCCACUCUUUGGCAGCUCGUCAAGGAACAUUUCAUAGCUGAUGCCACGCCGGCAGUUCCUAAACCCCAUCCUUCCCCAACCGUCAAGGAAGAACCUCCUCCUCCCCCUCCUCCUGCCUCCACCGACGCAAUAAAUGACAACGAUGAAUCAGAAGUUAACAAUGUUCAACAGGCGAUCACGUCGCAAAUUUCCGAAGAAGAUCCGGACUCAGUGUUGUCCAAACUUGCUGUUGCCAAAACACCAAUUGAGGAAAAUGAUCCGCUUCCCUCCAAGAUGCGGAUCACUGUUCUGUCCCGCCUCACGCACGACGCCUUGGCAUGUUCUUUACUUGCAGCUGUUGUUUUCACUCUACUGGUGACCUCAACGCUGCAGCAGCUGCUGGCUCAUGUGCAUCCUCUUGUUCUGUGGGUGCCUGCUGUGGUGCUGGGCUUCUUCCUGCACUACAUCAUCCCUCAUCUACGCAAGCAACAACCCUGGUUAUGCAUCGCUAAGCCAGUGUGCAUGCAACACGAGUACGGGAGCUAUGAGGUCUACGACCCUGCCAGACUCAUGUGGUUCGAGAAAAUCUAUGUUUGGUUGUGCGCUCUCGAGAAAAACUUGAUUUAUCCUGCCAUUCUGAUCUGCGCUGUCACUUUGGAUGGACCUUUCAUAGCAAGCAAGCAUCCUACAAUCGGUGCACUCAUGGUUGUUGUGUGCGGGCUCAAAGGUCUUCGUUCUACUUACUCAUAUCCACCGUCGCAUUUCCUCAUUCUUGCCUUCACCAAACUCCUCUUCGAUUACGACCUGCGCGGUUGUUCCGAAGGAUUUCUGGUAGACUUCUUCUUCAUGGCCAUCAUUUUUCGCAAAGGUUACGACUUUCUCCUGAAGUUCAAAUUCAUUGUCACUUACAUCGCUCCGUGGCAAAUCACUUGGGGCUCCGCGUUCCAUGCUUUUGCUCAGCCGUUCAGCGUGCCUCACUCUGCAAUGCUGUUCCUUCAGGCGGCAGUUUCCGCGGUAUUUUCAACGCCAUUAAAUCCUAUCCUUGGUUCUGCUAUCUUCAUUACAAGUUACGUGCGACCAGUCAAGUUCUGGGAGCGAGACUAUAACACCAAGCGUAUGGACCAGAGCAACACAAGGCUCUCUACUUCAUUGAUGAGCCACAACCCAGGAGCUGACGAUAACAACCUUAACUCCAUCUUCUAUGAGCACCUCACUCGGUCCCUGCAGCACUCCCUUUGUGGAGACCUCGCGCUCGGGCGGUGGGGGCCUGCUGGUGAAGGAGACUGUUUUGUGCUGGCCUCGGACAACCUCAACUGCCUGGUUCACAUCGUCGAGAUGGCGAACGGUCUCGUCACCUUUCAGGUUCGGGGUUUGGAGUUUCGAGGAACCUACUGCCAACAGCGGGAGGUGGAGGCCAUCUCAGAGGGCGUUGAUAACGAUGCAGGUUGUUGCUGUUGCGAGCUUGGUCGUUUGCCUAACCUGCUGAGUGGCAACGCUGCAUUCAACCAACGCUGGCUUGCGUGGGAGGUCACUGCUACUAAGUACGUCUUGGAAGGCUACAGCAUCUCAGAUACGUCUGCUGCUUCCAUGUUCCAGAUGUUCGAUCUGCGCAAAAUACUCAUUACAUACUACAUCAAGUCGAUCAUCUUCCACGUGAGUCGCCACGUGCGAUUAUAUAACUGGCUGAGCGACAGCACCAUCGUGGCUCGCCUGGCUGCUCUUAACGAGCCUACCUGGGCCGACCUCGCACCGACAUUUCACCCAAAAAUCGACGCUGAUUACGACCAUAAAGAAAAUGGCAUCACGCGAGCCAGUUUCUGCAACGCGUUCAAACCAUGGAUCGAUUUCUGCAUGGCGGAGCGAGAAGCCGUGGAAGAGGCGGCCCUCAGAGAGCAGAUGGAAGUGCCUCCUCCAAGCCCUGACACGAUGGCGAGGAACCGUGAGGAGCUCGAGAAGAGAACCAGGGAAUACUUCAAUCAGAAACAGUCCAAAGAUUUCCAACGCGGGAAAGGAAGCGCUAGUCGAAGAAAGCGCGUGAAUACACAGCCCACUUCAGAAGAGUCCAAAGAAUACUUCAUUCAAGGGCGAGCGAAAAAGAAAAACCCCGAAAUGAAGAAAAAUUCUCUGUUGAGGCCGCCGUCCGUGUUCGACGACGUAGUGUCUGAAGAUGCAGACAGAGGAGCAGGCGCUUCGCCCCCCGUCAGGAGGGUGUUGCCUGACGGGGUCGUCAUCUAUGACACGUCACGUGACUCUGUGCUUGUGUCGCUCUGUCUCGCCCUCAGUGUCUUGGGUCGUCGCGCGCUCGGUCCCGCUUCAGACAGCGAUAACGUGGAGUUCUUUCUUCUGGGUCUGCACGCGCUGUUCAAAGGGGAUUUCAGAAUAACUUGCGAGCGAGACGAGUGGGUGUUCCGGGACAUGGAGCUGCUGCGGAGGAUCGUGGCUCCAGCUGUGAGGAUGAGCCUCAAGCUACAUCUGGACCACUUCCUAGUACCUGACGAGUACGAGCAGCACGAGCCGCUGUACACCGCCAUGCUGGAGCAACACCGCCAGCAGCUCAUCAUCGCUGACGAGUCUGACCCGUCGUGGCGCGCUGCCGUACUAGCCUCCAAGCCUUCUCUCCUAGCACUCAGGCAUGUGUUGGAUGAUGGAGACGACAAGUACAAAAUUAUCAUGCUAAACAAACGGCAUCUACUCUUCAGGGUCAUCAAAGUUAACCGGGAAUGCGUGCGGGGACUGUGGGCAGGGCAGCAGCAAGAGCUCGUCUACUUCAGGAACCGCAACCCUGAGCGCGGCAGCAUCCAGAACGCCAAGCAGGCGCUAAGAAACAUGAUCAACAGCUCGUGUGACCAGCCAAUUGGUUACCCAAUCUACGUGUCUCCGCUGACGACGUCGUUCGCCCACACACACCCUGACCACGCGCGCACCCUGGGUGGACCCAUCACCCCCGCGCUGCUCUGGCGACAGACACGCAAACUCGGAUACUGCAUUAAGGAGCGCUGUGGCGAGAACUGCCGCAACAGCAGCAACGUCUACACGUCCAGGGAGCAGGUCUCAUCCCCAGCGGCGCCUCCUCGCAGGGCUGCCUCAGGGUUGACCCCGAGUCCACCACACCAAACAUCGAGCAACUCCUGCCGUCAAGACUCGGGCAGCGCUGGGGGCAUGUCGCUGCUACACGGUUCGAUGGUCGGCAUGCGCGGUGACUCCUUGUCCCGUGGAUCCGUCUUGUCGUCAUCUUCAUCAGGCCUGUCAUCCUUCCCCGGUGUGACGAAACACCAGAAUGCCAACGCCCUUGCGUGCUUGGCAGGACUGCUGAGCGGGGAAGGUUCUCCUCUAGACGCGUCUGGGCCUUGCUAUCUCUCGGCCGUGCAGUCGGCCGUAGCCGUACGCGAGAGUGCUGCCUCUGCUGAGAGCAGGUUGUCACCGCGGGACUGUGACGUGUCUGACGCUGAUUCUUCCUUCGGUGCCGUUGCCUUGCACGGGCCCCUAUUGUGCGGUCAGCACCCAUCGAGUAGUCGCCACCGAGACUCGAGUUUGACCACCCGACGCGAAAGUCGUUCGUGGCUGCGGUCACCUCGUGGCAACAGCCUAUCGUACCUCGAGCCCCCACCGCUGGUCCUAGAAUAUCGUGACAUGGAACCCAGCAGUAGAGAGAUCCGCGCGGCACGAAGAGCCCAGAGAUUAGUCGGUCACGAGAGAAGUGCAAGCGGUGAUGCUUUCUUGCCGUGUAGGAACCAAAGUGGAGAGGACCUCAGCCCCGAGCCCAACCAGAGUAAGAAUGCUUCAGAUGAAAUGAAAACUUCUGACAGCGAUAUCGCUUCUCCAUUGAGUUCACAGAGCGCUCGUAAUCGAGAUGAUGAAUCACCGAAGCGCUACAAAUUUGGUGACGACGAUGCCGAGUGGAUUUUAGACUACUCCAGGAUGGAACCUUUCCCUUUUGCUGUCCGUUCUCCGUACUGGACCGCGCAGUACAGAUUCGUUAGAGCUCCCCCUCGCCCCAUUCCUCUUGCCCCAAAUUUGUCACCUCCACGCCGCACUCGAAAGUCGCGAUCGCAUGGCGGUCGUAGCGCUCGUCGAGCGGUUGAAUUUUCCGAGACAGCGAGUUCUGCUUGUCCGUCCACCUCGGAUGCGACAUCCUCCAACCUCGACCCUUCCGACGACUCCAUACCCCGUAUAUCAUACGAUCCUGACGAGUCUGCAGCGAACACUAGCAACGAUACCAUAACUGAAUAUUCUGAUACCAGGGAACCCGCUGCAGACGAGUGUCCUGGAGAGUCUUCUCGCCUAAAUCCUGACCCUGAAUCAAAUGAGACCGCACACGGACGAGUGACGAUCGCAGAUGCCAACCAGAUCUAUGACACCUUGAACUUGGGACGCCGCAUUGACGUUCUUUGGCCCAGCAAUGAAAUGCGUAAUCUUGGCGGACGGAAUUGCUGGGGUUCCUUUGUCCCUGUCGAGGGAAUGUCGGGUCCUGUCGUGCAUCGCUGGACUCCCCACCACCCUGAUCCUCAUUUUCGUAGUCACGUAGAUCGCACUAUCCUUUUGGUGCGCAUCAAUGAUUUCUAUGUGCCUGUUGCCGAAGACGGAGUUAAUACUGUCUGAUGUUAGACUGCGCUAGGUUCCGAUUUUUAAUGCGUAUACGGUUCUGUUUCUUUAAUCUUAGCGGGUGCU